Molecule: messenger RNA, 582 nt
Organism: Linum tenue
Lineage: Eukaryota; Viridiplantae; Streptophyta; Magnoliopsida; Malpighiales; Linaceae
Source: the annotation of a GenBank genome assembly
AUGACCAUAACCACCAUCUCUUCCUCACCGCUCACCACCAAAGCUGCCGCCAUCACUAAUCCCGUCCACCACCACCACAACCACGACGAUUACGUCAUCAGCAGCCGAGAAGAUCACGGCCCAUUCGGAGGAAAACGGCAGCAGCUCACCCACCUCCGCUUCUACUGGCAGAACGACGCCAGCUCGUCCCCCAACGCUACCGACGUGAUGGUGGUCCAGCCUGUAUCCAACUCCUCCGCCUUCGGCUGCGUCAGCAUGAUGGACGACCCGCUGACUGUGGGGCCCAGCCUCGGCUCCGCGUUGGUCGGUCGAGCGCAGGGUUUUUACGCCUGUGCUUCCCGGAAAGCGUUCGGCCUCCUGAUGGCAAUGAACUUGGUUCUCCUCCGCGGCAAAUACAACGGCAGCUCCGUCACCGUACUGGGGAGGAACGAGGUGCCCUUGAAGGUGAGAGAGUUGCCGGUGGUCGGCGGCACGGGGGUUUUCAGGAUGGCCACCGGUUACGCUCUUCUCACCACUUCUUUCUUUGACCCCACCGCCGGGAUCGCGGUUGUUGAGUACAACGUCUACAUCUGGCAUUACUAG